This is a messenger RNA of Cladophialophora immunda, 714 nucleotides long. RefSeq lists its product as uncharacterized. The coding region runs from base 1 to 714 and encodes 237 amino acids. Gene Ontology annotation, molecular function: metallopeptidase activity. The record is from RefSeq and is a predicted model, not a curated record. NCBI's taxonomy places the organism in Eukaryota, Fungi, Ascomycota, Eurotiomycetes, Chaetothyriales, Herpotrichiellaceae. The transcript has a single exon.
AUGUUUCGGACCUUUGCAAACAUACGGUUGGACGAAGUCAUCACCGAACAGUCGCUCGUGUCCGUCCUCACCAACGCCAACGCAGAACUGAAUCCACGGUUUGUCGAUUCGGCGCUCUACAUGGGAGACAGCCUGUCGCCGGUAAACGGGGGGUUGUGCGACGGCAGGGCCAACGCUUGGAUGAGCGAGGACAACGACCACGGCAGGGCUAACAUCUACCUCUGCGACAUCGCAUUCGACUGGCCGUCCAUCGAGGACAUUGCAAAUCCACCACACACCGCGUGGGCGAGGGACAACCAAGGCCGGCCUCGCCCGGGCUAUUCCUGCGACAAUCUCGGCGACUUUGAUUCCGACUGGAUGAAGACCGUGGGCUCCAUCAUCCUGCACGAAUACUUCCACUGGGGGUGGCUCUACAUCCACGUCCCGGACUGGUACUACUUCAUCCGGGUGACCAGGUUGGGCUGGAGAGCGAUCGAGGACUACGCCGGCCCGAACCCCCCCGACGGAUACGGUGCAUACCGAGCCAGGCAGAUCAAGGACAUCUACGGCAGCUGGGACCAGAUUUACCCGGCGACCCUCAACAACGUCGACAACUACAUCUACUACGCCCUGUCCAAGUACUGGUCCUGGCGGUGCGACAAGCGGUUUGGGCCCGCCCCAAGUGAGCGAGACGCGCAUCAACGGGCGGCAAGCGGGUUUCGACCACCCUAUUAA